Rangifer tarandus platyrhynchus (Svalbard reindeer) is the source of this 495-nucleotide messenger RNA. NCBI's taxonomy places the organism in Eukaryota, Metazoa, Chordata, Mammalia, Artiodactyla, Cervidae. The record is from the annotation of a GenBank genome assembly.
AUGGCUGCCAGAAAGCUAAAACCCUGCCACCUCAAAGCAAUAAUAAGAGGUGCCUCUUGCCAUCUGGAACUGAAAAACUAUGUUGAGGCUGUGAACUGGUGCGAUGAGAGGCUGCAGAUAGCUGCCACAGAGAAGAAGCUUCUGGACCUGAGGGCUAAAGCAGACAAGUUGAAGCGAACUGAACAGAGGGAUAUAAGGAAAGCAAAGUUGAAAGAAAAAAAGAAGCAGGAUCAGAAUAAGGCUUUACUCCAGGCCAUCAAGGCUAGGAACAUCAAGCUAGUUGCUGAAGCUCCUGGAGAGGAUGAAGACUCAGCCUCAGAAGGUCUCAGUGAGCUUGUCCUGUAUGGCCUCAGCUCUGAAAACCCCUGUGGAACCAGGCUGAGUGUGGAUGACCAGGGAAGACUGAGCUGGCCUGUGCUCUUUCUGUACCCGGAGUAUGCGCAGUCGGACUUGUCUCUGCUUUUCACGAGGACUCCAGGUUUAUUGAUCAUCUAA